Rattus rattus (black rat) is the source of this 5715-nucleotide messenger RNA. It is a transcript of the gene Grpr, whose product is annotated as gastrin releasing peptide receptor. Lineage: Eukaryota; Metazoa; Chordata; Mammalia; Rodentia; Muridae. The transcript is spliced from 3 exons. Gene Ontology annotation, biological process: G protein-coupled receptor signaling pathway. Bases 445 to 1599 code for a protein of 384 amino acids. The record is from RefSeq and is a predicted model, not a curated record. Gene Ontology annotation, cellular component: membrane. Gene Ontology annotation, molecular function: G protein-coupled peptide receptor activity.
GAAAUGCUGUGUGGAAAUAGCAAUCCAAAAGUUCUCAGUAAACUGCAGCCAGAGAGACUCAGUCUAGGGUGGAUGUAUGAAGAGCUGAGACAGAGUGGACUUAAUUCUAAGCUUUUCUUCAGGCUGAGUUUCUGCUGCUUGUUCACUCAGUGAAUUUACAGAUGUAUUGCCUGCUGGUGGUGUGAAGGCUGGGACAGAACUAACAUCAACAUACUGAGCUAGAGUUUGGAAUACGUGUGUGUGUGUGUGUGUGUGUGUGUGUGUGUGUGUGUGAGAGAGAGAGAGAGAGAGAGAGAGAGAGAGAGAGAGAGAGAGAGAGAGAGAGAAUUCAGAGUGUUUUAAAGGAAGACCGAAAGCCUCGUACAGAUCUUACCUUCAUCACCUAACUGAAAGGAAGUUACAAAGUAGCAUCCUGAAGGCACAUUUGAAGAGAGAAGUCUUGAGAUGGAUCCAAAUAAUUGUUCCCACCUGAACUUGGAAGUGGACCCUUUCCUGUCCUGCAACAACACCUUCAAUCAAAGUCUGAAUCCCCCCAAGAUGGACAACUGGUUUCACCCGGGAAUCAUCUAUGUCAUUCCUGCAGUUUAUGGGCUUAUCAUCGUGAUAGGCCUCAUUGGCAACAUCACCCUGAUCAAGAUCUUCUGUACGGUCAAGUCCAUGCGAAACGUGCCAAACCUGUUCAUCUCUAGCCUGGCACUGGGAGACCUACUGCUGCUGGUUACAUGCGCCCCUGUGGAUGCCAGCAAGUACCUGGCUGACAGGUGGCUAUUUGGCAGGAUUGGCUGCAAACUGAUCCCCUUUAUACAACUUACUUCAGUGGGGGUGUCUGUCUUCACACUUACGGCACUGUCAGCUGACAGGUACAAAGCCAUCGUCCGGCCAAUGGAUAUCCAGGCAUCCCAUGCCCUGAUGAAGAUCUGUCUCAAAGCUGCCUUAAUCUGGAUCGUCUCUAUGCUGUUGGCCAUCCCAGAGGCUGUGUUUUCGGACCUUCACCCCUUUCAUGUGAAAGAUACCAACCAAACCUUCAUUAGUUGUGCCCCCUACCCACACUCCAAUGAGCUGCACCCUAAAAUCCACUCCAUGGCUUCCUUUCUGGUCUUUUACGUUAUCCCACUGUCGAUCAUCUCUGUCUACUACUACUUCAUUGCCCGAAAUCUGAUUCAGAGUGCCUACAAUCUUCCUGUGGAAGGAAAUAUACAUGUCAAGAAGCAGAUCGAAUCCCGGAAGCGGCUUGCCAAGACAGUACUGGUGUUUGUGGGCCUCUUCGCCUUCUGCUGGCUCCCCAAUCAUGUCAUUUACCUGUACCGUUCCUACCACUACUCUGAGGUGGACACCUCCAUGCUCCACUUUAUCACCAGCAUCUGUGCCCGCCUCCUGGCCUUCACCAACUCCUGUGUGAACCCCUUUGCCCUGUAUCUGCUGAGCAAGAGCUUCAGGAAGCAGUUCAACACUCAACUUCUCUGCUGCCAGCCCAGCCUGUUGAAUAGGUCCCACAGCACAGGCAGAAGUACCACCUGCAUGACCUCCUUCAAGAGCACCAACCCCUCAGCUACCUUCAGCCUCAUCAACGGAAAUAUCUGCCAUGAGGGGUAUGUCUAGACGAACCUUCAACCUCGCCUCUUAAGCAACUCCUGGUACUAUUCUACAGAUAUCCAGGAUCCCUGAAAUUGAUUGUUGUCUCUAUACCUUCCGAAGGCCCUUCAGGAGGCUGAGUGAUAUCGAUUGGUGAGAGAGAUGUCCAAAUGAAUCAAUCACCAUUGUAUCUCAAAGUAAACCAUCAGGGUUCAUUUUCCACCUCAACUUGUGAGGACUUCUUCUGAUGGAGAUCAAAUCUUCCUUUAAAAAACAAGGAACAAAUUGGAAAAUAUUCAAAGCACCAAGCCCUGCUAAGCAAGUAUGAUCAAUUAAGUCUUAGAAAUUAUAUGAACAGAGAGAGCAGAGAAACCAUGCAUUGGAUAUCUGCUUUGUGAAUUAUUUUCUUUAAACAGAAGCUGAUUGCUUUCAAAAAUAUGGCUUGGCUCUUUUUCCCCCAGAAAUAUCUAUAAUAUGUAAACCAAGGGACAACUUUUAUUUACAUUCCUAAAAUGAAAAGCCAACUCUAAAAAAGAGUCCCAUGUGUGAGGAAUGGACUUCAUUUAUAACAUUGGAAGCUGGUGUAAUAUAAAAUAAGCCUCUAAAUAUUGACUUUUUCAAAGAUGUUGCUGAGGACACAGAAGAAACACUCAAUAGAAAAUGUUAAGGCAAAAUACAGCCAAAUGAUCCAUGUACAGCAAAAGAGCAAUGACUUAUUCUCGUAUUUCUUAUUUCAUAGAAAUUCUGAUUCUUGUUAACCCAAUUUUGACCACUAUAGUGUCAUCCUACCAUAGAAGAGAGAUCAUUUUUGUGAGAAAAAUGUUCAUUUUAUCAAAGUAGUAACUAUUACAAAUGUGUAAAGGAUGACAUUUAUUCUUGAUGUACAUGUUUUAAAUCAAGUGUAUUUGCUUAGGAUUAACUGUCUUUGCAGUAGCCUCAAUACAAGAAAGAUAAAUUUUUCUGUGAAGAAAUUAAAUCAUGUUUAUAUUGAAUAUAUAGUUUCCCUCUGCAAAGAAAAUUAAUAUAAUUUUACUAAUGUGACAUUGUGUCUGAACAUAUGUUAAAAAGAGCCACAGAAAUCUUAAAUUGUUGAACUGACCAUAAAGGGUACAUAUCUGUUUCUGCUUAAAAAUGUGUGUGAAAUAGCCCACAUGCAGCAAAAAAAAAGACUGGACUAAUGGCUCCAUCUCAUUGUAAAGUCAUAGAAAUGGCUCUGUAGUAUAGUUGGGCUUGUCUUAUUUGAAAAAUCCUGCUUUCACUGUUUCUGAACUCAAAUAUGGGCCAAUCCUGACAGACUGUGAAUAUGAGGACCCACUUGAAUCUGAAUCCAAGGUGUCCAAGUGUCUCCUAGUAUGUAUCCCUUAAAUCCUAAGGCAAUUUUACUUCAAGCUCUCUCUGCCUGGGUGGGAUAUAAACAGCAAGCACACAGCACAUAAAAGGAGGCCUUCUGUUGUUUGACGUGGACUAGUACUGGCUGGCAAGAGAGCUUUAGGCAUUAGGACUAAGGCGGUGUAAAGAUCUGUGGUUACAGUUGGGUCAAAAACCUCUCCACUCUCACUUUUUCUGGGCUUUUCUGUACUAUAAACGCUGGCUUUUGUUGUAGUUCCUAACUACAUUGCACUCUUUGAAAAACAAGACAGAGACUGGAGGUAAAGAACCACGAUGUCUUACUACCCUAACCCCACUUUUAUCUGUAUGACUUUGGUAUCUGGUUUCCCCAUCUAGGCUCCUUUUUCCAGGAAUGGGAAGAGAGAGCUACGUCCCUUCUCUUGCUAAGGUUCUCUGAGCUUCCUCAUCUCCUCUAGUUCUGUCCUGAGAGCAUGUGUGUUGCCCCACCCCUUAACAGUUAAUACACUUCUGCUUCUUUUACAACCACAAAAUUUUAGAGACCCCUCUACCCCAACCAUUCUUCCAUGCUCCAGCUCACUCACUCAUGUGGCAGAACGAAAUAGGCUAGGUUGUUCUGCUACUUGGGGAUUUCUUGGCAUCAUUCAUAUUAAUGAAGUUCCGUGAGCUUGCAGUGUUUUAUAGUUAGAGCUGAAGGAUACAUAAGAAAAUAUGUGGCCUGGUCUUCUCACUAGUCAAAGGGAAUUCUUGCUCUUCAUUCUCCUUCAGAUUUUCACAUACCUGCUUUCUUGAAACGACUGUGGGUCCAACAAACCUUGAGACCAACUUUGCUCUUUUGCCUCAAUCCUUCAAAACCCUUGAACACAAAUGGCUCUGUUCCUAGACAGUUGCUAACCUAGACAGCAUUCUGGGUGUCUAAAAUUCUGGAAUAUGGAACUUAAGGCAGUUGUUUUAGCAUCUCUGCUAUACCUGCUUCUAGAGAUGAUUUAGGAACAGGGUACAGCUUCCUGUCUCCUUCAGUCAACAUCAGGGCACAGACCGUGUGUCUCUUUACUAGCUACUAGACAAACAGUGAGAAGAUCAAGGUCUGGGUAUUGUUGUGUAUCCUAAGGCAAAUCUUGUUACUUCCUUGUGAGUUGUAAAUCAAAUAAUUGGAGGGAGUUUUUGUCAGCCAGUGACCAAAACUGAUAAAACAUAUAGUGAAUUAAAUAAUGGGUUGAGCUAGACCUUCUCAUUAGGAAAAAUGUAAUUGGCCCAUCUCUUCUCUAAGGAAGCUGAAGUUUUAUUUUAAAAUCAAGAACCUAAAAUCAGAUGAAAAACCUGAGACCCAUGUGGCGUCCCUUCUUUGCCAGGGCAGAACACACAGGGGCUGGAACCGAGACAUUUCAUGCCUGGCUUCCAAAGAUAAUCACGUUUAGCACUUAUGUCUUUGGCGAAGGAAAAAGAAUCAAUUUUUGCUGUGGAAAACCAUCUGUGUUUAUUCAAUUGACAGAUACUACCUUUCAAUCUAUCUUAAAUUGAGACUCCCUGAGGCGGGCAGCUCAAGAGUGAUAGAUUAAGCAAUAAACAAAGAAGUCUCCCCACCAGGAAGGGCUGCUGCUGGCAGGGAAGGUCCAGCUGCCAUUGGGAGUGAUAUUCUACAGCGAGAUGAUUGUCCCUGCUUAGUGCAGACAAAGCCCCUCCCUGCUGAUGAUUUUAUGAUUCCUCAUAAAUGUGAAUGGCUCAACCCAGUUCUUCUGGCUGCUCUUCCCUGCUGAAUCUAGCAUUCUGCCUCAUUAGCAAGGCGUCUUUGCCCCACUAAUAAUUUGGUUCUUCAGCUUGGAGGAUGGAUAGUCCAUAGGGAAACUACUCAAAAGCUGCUACAGAUGAAGCAACCUUGUCUUGUUAUGAAAGUGCACGGUGAGUAGAAAUAAAUGAGCUUGACUAUAGGACAUGGGGCAACUUGGGUUAUAAAGUUCUCGUUUCUGCAAAAAGAACAGUUAAUUAUUGGUUUCUGAGCCCCAGCAUGUGUCAGAUGGCUUCUAGGAAAAGGGAUUAUCUUUGUUUGGAGAAUGACAUGUUGAAUGGCACCCUCAUCCGUUGGCUAAAAGGUGGCUAAGUCACUUUCCCCUGAAGCCAGAUAAAAACAGUUGCCCUGAAGACCUGACUGUAUGAGAACUGAAUGAACAGUGUACCUUGAAUCUUGGUAAAAUGGGGGAGAGAGACACUUUCCUGCCAUAUUCUCUCUUCCCAUCCAUAUUAGGAGGAAGCUGUUGUUAGAAAAUGGAUUAGAAUUAGGCCUGGCGUUCUGGGAAGAACAGAGAAUAUUUUACAAAAUUCAUCUAUCUGUGGCCCCAAUUUCAUGGGAUUAAUUAAGAGCUGAAAGGAAGCAGACAUUCUUUACUUUUAUGGGACCAAUCUCUCUCACUCUCUCUUCCUCUCUCUCUCCCCGUUUGCAUGCACACACAUGUUAUUCAAUGACAACACAACCACCCUAGGCUCUGCUUUCUUCUGUGUCUGGAUUACUGUUUCUCCCAGCCACCCCUCUACCACAGCAUACAGGCACAACAUGUUAAACAUUGCUCCAUUAUUACUCUGCCUUUGGCCUUCAGGAUCCGAGAGAUAGCUCAACUGGUAAAGACACUUACCACCAAGCCAGACCAUGUGGGUUCCACCUGAAGAACCCAUGUGGUAAAAGGAGAGAACUAUCCUGCAUUUCUCUUCUGACCUCCACACAUAUUCCAUGGCACAUGCAUGCCCCACACAUAACCACCCUCCCCCCCACAAAGGUAAUAAAAAGAAGUUUUACAAUAUCAU